CAGAAAUGACCUUGGUUCAUUGAAGUAAAUACAGCCAGACCAAGAAAGAUGGCAGGAUGUCUAACAGGUGACCCUUGCUAUCUAAUACGUUCAUCAUUUGUACGCUUGAAAGGAAACUUGAUCCCCCACACAACACUAAUAGAUGAGCUAUUAGCCAGCUUUGUGUUAAGUGAUGAAGAGAAAGAUGACUAUAGGAAUAUAAACCACAUCAAAUGUGGAAAACUGAUAAAGGAAAUUCUGAAGAAAGGGAGAGAUGCAUGUGCAAAGUUUCUCUCCAUACUGGAGAAUCAAGAGUAUGGUUGUUUACAGGAAAUGAUACACACAACUCCUUUAGAUGAAGAUGAAAGCUUUCCAAAAGAGCACUUGAGAAAUCACAGGACUUUGUUUCUUGAAGAACUAGAACCUUCCAAAACAGCUGACUAUCUCUUACAGUUUUAUGUGUUUAGCAUAGAUACUCAUGAUGAAAUAGAGAAAGAAAGCUUAAGGCUGAAUAGGGCACAGCUGGUACUUCAUCAUCUCUCUGAAAAGUCUCCUAAAUGUCUUGACAUCUUUGGGCAAGUUCUGAAACUUUCCCAACAAGACUAUAUCAUAAGAACACUCUAUGAGCAAGAGGGAAGAAAUUCCUUAACACCUAAAGAGCAAUGUGAGAGAUGCAUUCGAAUAAACUUUCGAUUCAUUCGUGGAAUGCUGCAUUUUGACAUCACACUUGAUCAUUUAAGACAAGAGGGAAUUUUCGAAGAGCAAGGAUUUAAAGAGACCAGAGUUCACCGAGGAAAGUUGGUGAAAGAAACAAUCAGAAAAGGUCCUAGGGCAUGUGAAUCUCUUUUGAGAUGUCUAGAAUCACAGCAGAAAGAAAUACAUGAUCAAGUUGUCCAAACUUUGAAUGAUAGGAAAACUGUAGAUCUCAGAAGAAACAUUAAUGUCACAAUAAAAAGGACUGACUUGAUUCGAUUAGAAAAAUUUUUGGUUAUGGAAUUGGAUUCUUUCGAAUUGAGUGAUAUUCUCUUCGAAGAAAGUGUCCUGACAGUUACUGAUCAUGACGUAAUUGAAGAGCAGGGAAGCUUAAGGAAAAGGAAUGAGAUUUUGUUAAGACAUCUGAAAGACCAACCUGAAGAUCAAUUGUAUCUUUUUGUGUAUGCUUUGAUGGAGGGUAAACAAGAUUAUAUAUUAGAAGAGAUAAAAAAACAGCAAACAGAACACAGUGAUCAAUUUUCAGCUCCUGUAAGUUCUAAAUCACAGAUUUCUCUUACGGUUGAUAAAGGAGUUCCAUGUUUAAUAGCAAAAGGAGGUAUUCGGAAUAUGGACAUUAAAAUGAUAAUAGAAGAAAAGGAUAAUCCGGACUCAAAUAUCAAAGGAAUCGUCCAAGUCAUCAACAGUGACCCAAGUUUGAAGAUUGUGGUUGUAGAGGACACACACAUGGUAGUCAAAGAGGCAACGACCGGCUCUAUUAUCAUUCAUUUAUGUCCAUUGACAGACAAUGCUGUCCACAGAUUUUUAGGAAAAGAUGGCAGUAUAAUACAGAAUAUGAUAGAAAAGUUGUUCACAUCUGCAGGAUUAGAUAAACUGCUGAAGAAAAGAAGAGAAUUAGAAAUUGUAGUAAAAGUCAUUGAAAAAGAUCCAAGUCCUGAUGAGAAAGUAAGUCGCUCUCAGGAGCCAGAUGAUAUAACAAGAAGAAAGAUCCAGAAAAAUGAGACGUUUCUGGUCGAUGAGUUAGAGCCCUCCCAGCUCAUGACCUAUUUACUUCAGAAAAAGUGUUUAACACCUGAAAACAAGUCAGAAAUUGAGCGUGAGGGAGGGAGGAAAAAAAGAGGAAUAAAAUUGCUUCAAACAAUUCGAACAUCAGAAAACAAAGAAAUCUUGAGUUCUUUCAUAAAGUACCUGCAGUCUAUUUCAAGAGAUGACCUCGUGGAAAUGGUUCAAGCCACUUUGAAAGAUAAAGACAUUCACAAAAAAGCAGAAAAAAUAAAGGAAGCACUCUUGCUAAACUUUAAAGACAUAGUGGAUGAAAUUGAGGUCAAUGUCAUGAAUGAAACAUUGCAGAAAUUCAAAACAAUUCAUGACCUACAGGAAGACAUGAAAACUUUUCUCCCGGAUUCUGGAAAAUCAAGGUCUGAGAGAGCACACAAUUUUUUGACAUUUGUCUUCAAACAUGACGAGUAUGUGAUUGAGCUGGAAAAUGUCUUAAGAAAAAAUAACAUGGAUCAUUUGCUGGAAGUAAAAGGAAAGAUGGAAGGAAAAGAGGAUGUUAAGGAAAAUUUGCCAUUCACGGAGAAAGGUGACAAAGAAUUGAGUUUGAGUACCAAACCACCAAAAAUUCCAAGACUUUCAAAAUCAGAGAAUAUUUUGCCAGACUCCAAAGAAAAAAACCCACAGGAAGCAAAACUCCUGAAGGAAGGAGUAUUGUUCGACUGCACAUUCAAAGUUGUUUUGGGGAAGGAGGGGGAAAAAAGGAAACGAUUAUAUGAUAUACCUUUCCAAGGACCAUUGGAAAAAGAAAUGCAUAUUGAGGAAGAUUUACCCUUCACAAAGAAAGGUGACAAAGAAUUGAGUGCAGUUGGUCGCGUACGUGGACAUGCACAUCUCACCAAAUCCGCACAAUGUCCAAGAGAUGAGACCUUGCAAGAGGAUGAAAAGAUUGUUGUGGCAAUUGACUUUGGUACUACAUACUCUGGUUUUGCGUACUCUCGAACAAAAACUUCAGAAGUCAUCCUUCAAAAAUGGGAUCCUAAGGCUGGGGAUAAGGUGGAUGCUUCUCUCAAAACACCCACCUCCUUGCUCCUGGAUAAUAAAAACAAUUUUGUCGCUUUUGGAUUCGAUGCUGAAAAAUUGUACAAGGAAUAUGCUGAAGAUGAACAACAUGAAAGUUUUAGAUUUUUUAGAAACUUCAAAAUGAAACUUCUGAAGAAAGAGACAUUGGGAAGCUCAAUGGAAAUAAAAGACCAUAUGGGAAAGCCAUUGGCUGCAUUAGAAGUCUUUUCUAAAUCUCUUGAGUACAUGAAGGAAAUGGUUUUGGAAAAGAUUCAAGAAAAAUAUGAAGAUCUUGUAAUUAAAGCAGAGAGGAUACAUUGGAUUGUGACUGUACCAGCUAUAUGGGAUGAAUUUGCGAAACAGUUCAUGAGAGAAGCUGCUGAGAAAGCAAGUAUUCCAAGCAAACAUUUACAUCUUGCCCUUGAGCCAGAAUGUGCUGCUGUCUAUGUGUUAUCUGGAGCAAAAUUGAAACUAUCUGGUGACCAGUCCGAGAAGACAGUUGGAGAACAAAUAUUUGUGGCUGAUCUUGGAGGUGGAACGGCUGAUUUCAGUGUUGUUGAGAUUACAGAAAAGCAUACAUUGAAACAUCUUCAUUAUGCCAGUGGAGGAGAGUGGGGAGGGAAGAAUGUCAACAAAGAAAUUUUUGAUAUAUUUGAGAGUAUCUUUGGUGCAAAAGUCAUGAAAAAAUUCAGUGACAUGAAAGCAGAAAUUUUACAGAUGGAAAAUGACAUUGAAUUGAAAAAGAGAGAUAUGAAGACAGAGGACAAAUUAUCGUUCAGCUUAUUACCAAGUUUAUCAUCUUUAUGCCGAGAUGUUUAUAAUGAAAACUUCAAAGAUAUGAUAGAAAAAUCAGGGUACAAAAAUGUCGUAUAUAAAACAGGAAAAAUAAUUUUUGAUGCAUCUCUUGUAAAACGUAUCUUUGGGACCGUUGUUAGUAAGAUAGCAGGUCACAUGAAAUCAGUUCUAGCACAGCAACCCAAAGCAAAUGAUAUAAAAACAAUAAUCCUUGUUGGAGGUUUUGCAAAAAGUGACUUUGUUUAUGAAUAUAUAAAAAAGGAAUUUUCUGAUAAAGAAGUCAUUGUUCCUAUUGAUCCAGAUCUUGCUGUAUUAAAAGGGGCUGUAAAGUUUGGACAUUUGGAUGGGAUAAUUGAAAUGCGAGUGUGUAAUUAUACCUAUGGUGUAGAGACUAACAGGUAUCGUUUGGCCUCAGAUCCACCGGAUAAAAUCAAAUAUAUAGGGGAUAAACACCAAUGCACACAGGUGUUUGAAAAACUGAUUACCAUUGGGGACAAAGUUUUGGUCAAGGAUAAAGUUGUGAGAAAGUUUAAUGCAUCCACUGCGGAUAUGACAAAAAUGAAGAUCAACAUUUAUAGGUCCAAAGAGAAAAGUCCACUGUUUGUUACAGAUGAGGGGUGUGAACUAUUUGCUACAAUGACAGUACAGAUGCCAGACACCGAAGGAGGGAUAGAAAGGGCGGUAACAAUCUCCAUAGAAUUUGGAAAAACUGAAAUCUUUUUUUCAGGAAAAGAUGAGAGUACUGGUGCAGAAAUUAAGGUAACCAUGGAAAUGAUUUGGUGAAUCUGCAUAUUGU
Messenger RNA from Magallana angulata, 4339 nucleotides. RefSeq lists its product as uncharacterized. The coding region runs from base 49 to 4326 and encodes 1425 amino acids. The transcript has 16 exons. Lineage: Eukaryota; Metazoa; Mollusca; Bivalvia; Ostreida; Ostreidae. Gene Ontology annotation, molecular function: ATP-dependent protein folding chaperone; ATP binding. Gene Ontology annotation, biological process: regulation of apoptotic process. The record is from RefSeq and is a predicted model, not a curated record.